AACACAAUGAAUUGGCUCGCCGUUGCUCUUGUCCUUGUGUUCUUGUCAUGUUGCAAGUCUUCUGCAGGAGCAGGAAAUUGGUGUUACCAGUCGCAGUAUAGCUGCAAUGAUACGUGCUAUGGGCCUGGAAAAUGGAGCCUGGUGAAUUCAGUGUGUGACGGAAAGAAGCAGUCUCCGGUGAAUAUAGUUACUCAUAAAACAGUGUACAAUCCCGGCCUAAAGCCUUUUAUAUUCGAAGGUUAUGAUCACACUUUGGAUCUUCUUCUGCAAAACACUGGCUAUUCAGUUCAAAUCAACUUGCCCUCUACCCUGAAGAUUAAAGGCUCGGACUUCUCAGCCACCUACAAAGCUGUACAACUCCACCUGCACUGGGGGUCAGAAAAAGAGUCCGGAUCAGAACAUCUGCUGGAUGGUGAGCGGUACCCCAUGGAGCUCCAUAUUGUCCACAUGAAGGAAAAAUACAAAAGCAUAGAUGAAGCAAAAAAUGAUUCGGCUGGCCUUGCUGUGCUUGGAUUUUUAUAUGAGGAAUCACAAAUUGAGAAUGCCAACUAUAAAGACCUUGUCAAAGCGUUGGCCAUCAUCCAGAACUAUGGCCAAAAUACUACAGUUAGAAAUGUACAACUGAGUCACCUCCUUUUGAACUCGGAUGAGAUGCUCUCAUACUACCGCUACAGUGGGUCUUUGACCACCCCGGACUGCAGUGAGGCUGUCACCUGGACUGUCUUCACCAAACCAAUUGGUCUCAGCAGCACACAACUUACGGCAUUCACUGGGAACCUGUUGUCUCAGUCAGGAAAACUGAUGCAAGGGAACUUCCGGCCUGUCCAGAAGUUGUAUGGGCGAACAGUGCACCGAUCAAACAGUUGCACUUUGUUCACGGAUUUUACAACACUGAGUGUCACUGUUGCUCUUGGAUUCUUGACCUGUCCUUACUAACUGGGAGAACAUACAAGGAGAAGUAAACCAAAGAAAGCUGCAAAACAAAGAAGGCCUGACCAAAGUGGGACUUUGUUAAAUCAGCCGUCUGAAUACAGCUAGUCUCAAGAUGCAAGUGAAUCUAUCCUUACUUGUACAAGUAGUAUUACAGUAUGUAUCUGUGUGAGCAGUGGAGCCUCCUGACAUUUUGUUUGUAUGCUUUGGCCUAGUAUGGAUUGUCUGGCUCACAAGAAAAGAAUCGGGCUGAGAGUUGUGGUGUAGACUCGUCUGCAUUAGUGAGCGUGGCCCAGCGGCUACGGCUUUAGGCACACAGUUGCUGAUUCAAUUCCUUGUUGUAUAACUCUAACCAAGUAAUUUAACUAGAUGUUUCUAAUUUCUAAAGAAUGUAUACAUGUA
Messenger RNA from Polypterus senegalus (gray bichir), 1332 nucleotides. Its product is annotated as carbonic anhydrase 4-like. The transcript is spliced from 8 exons. Gene Ontology annotation, cellular component: plasma membrane. NCBI's taxonomy places the organism in Eukaryota, Metazoa, Chordata, Cladistia, Polypteriformes, Polypteridae. The record is from RefSeq and is a predicted model, not a curated record. Bases 7 to 936 code for a protein of 309 amino acids. Gene Ontology annotation, molecular function: zinc ion binding; carbonate dehydratase activity.